Messenger RNA from Dipodomys ordii (Ord's kangaroo rat), 936 nucleotides. Its product is annotated as olfactory receptor 8D1-like. Gene Ontology annotation, biological process: sensory perception of smell; G protein-coupled receptor signaling pathway. The transcript has a single exon. Gene Ontology annotation, molecular function: odorant binding; G protein-coupled receptor activity; olfactory receptor activity. The record is from RefSeq and is a predicted model, not a curated record. Gene Ontology annotation, cellular component: membrane. The coding region runs from base 1 to 936 and encodes 311 amino acids. Lineage: Eukaryota; Metazoa; Chordata; Mammalia; Rodentia; Heteromyidae.
AUGGACGCAGGGAACCAUUCCUGGGGCUCCGUCUUCAUCCUGGAGGGGCUCACAGACAAGCCCGGCCUGCAGCUCCCGCUCUUCCUUCUGUUCCUCGGCAUCUACGUGGCCUCCACGGUGGGGAACCUGGGCUUGGUUGUCCUGAUCGGGCUCAGCGCUCAGCUUCACACCCCCAUGUACUACUUCCUCCGCAACUUGUCCUUCAUUGACCUCUGCUACUCCUCGGUCAUCAUCCCCAAGAUGCUGGUGAACUUUGUGACCCAGAGGAACCUCACCGCCUUUCCCGAGUGCAUGGCCCAGCUCUUCUUCUUCUGCUUCUUCGGCAUCGACGACUCCUACAUGCUGACGGCCAUGGCAUAUGACCGCUAUGUCGCCAUCUGCAGCCCCCUGCAUUACCACGCCACCAUGUCCCGCAGGACCUGCCUGCUGCUGGUGGCCGGCGUGUACAUGGUGGGGGCCUUCGGGGCGCUGGUGCACACCACCUACAUCGCCAGCCGCUCCUUCUGUGGAACCAACGUCAUCCACCAUUACUUCUGUGAUAUCCUGCCGCUUCUGGCUAUUUCUUGCUCGAGAGACCACAGCAAGGAGCGCUGGGUGAUGACGCUGGUUGGGUUCAAUGUGUUCGCCUGCGCCCUGGCCAUCGUCAUCUCCUAUGCCUUCAUCCUGGCCAGCAUCCUGCGCAUACGCUCGGCCGAGGGCAGGGCCAGGGCCUUCAGCACCUGCAGCUCCCACCUGGCCGCCGUCGGCGUCUUCUACGGCUCCAUCCUCUUCAUGUACUUCAAGCCAGCCACCGACGACACCACCCAGGAGAAGGUGGCCUCCGUCUUCUACACCACCGUGAUCCCCAUGCUCAACCCCCUCAUCUACAGCCUGAGGAACAAGGACGUGAAGGAAGCCUUGAAAAAGAUCCUGAGAGGUGGGACACUCCCUGAGUGA